This is a messenger RNA of Exophiala viscosa, 2796 nucleotides long. RefSeq lists its product as uncharacterized. The coding region runs from base 128 to 2644 and encodes 838 amino acids. The record is from RefSeq and is a predicted model, not a curated record. The transcript has 2 exons. Gene Ontology annotation, cellular component: Set1C/COMPASS complex. NCBI's taxonomy places the organism in Eukaryota, Fungi, Ascomycota, Eurotiomycetes, Chaetothyriales, Herpotrichiellaceae.
GUAGUGAAGGCAAAUCUUACCCCGGCCACGGCUCUCACCGCAGAUUACAACAUUAUGGCCUUUGGACUUUCCGAAUUACUGAACCCUCAACCCGCGUCCAUCCAAGAAUCAGCAAAUUACCGACGCGAUGGAUCCCUCCGCUUCCUCCUUCUUCGCGCCUGAACUCUUCCAACCCCAAAGCGACGCGCCUCUCGCUCAAGACGGCCUUAUUUCAUUGUCGCAUGAUGUCGAGAUGACUAUGGAGGACGAUGUCCACAACAUGCACCAAACAUUAAUCGAAAACGAGAUGGCCGACGUGGACCCGGUCAAACAGGAGGUCAUCGACAACGUAUACCCGCCAUUCGAGGACGAAAAUUUACAUGUUGGCGAUUCAUCCAUCAUGGAUAUGGUGGAUGGGAGUCUGCUUGCCGACAAUUCGUCCAUUCGAGACUCGCCCGAAGAUAGUACAAAGCCGCGACCCAAACAUCCUGGCAAGUCAAGAAAGUCCGAUUCAGAUGGGCUGCCCAAGUCAUCGAUACACUCGUCCAAGAACGAAGGGCAACACACAGAUCGAAGAUACCUCUGUUACCUAUGUAACAAGCUGUUUACAAGACGACGGUCGGUCAGAGACCACAUCUCAAAAAUACACAAUACCAAAACAUGGGAGCCAGUUCGCAGUUUGGAAGUCAUUGUAGAUCCCAUUUCCGGAGAGCCUAUCGAGCCGUUGGAAGAGAUCAUUGCAAGAGGGCCACCGCCGCCGCCUCCCAAAGCGCCCAAAGCACCAAAAGCCGAGAAAAGCACUAAGCAGGAAGACAGCGAGGAACGACAAGAGGCUCAGGAUGUUCAAGAGGCGCCAGGAGAGCAGCCUACCGUGGAAGAGAUCGCUACAGCAUACGAAGCGGUACGCACUCCUCUUCCUGAGCCACAGCGCGCACAAGCAUCAACUCCUCCGCCUCCGAGCACAGUUGCGACCUUGAAGAAAGAACCAUCAGUCGCAGGAUCUCGAGCGUCCUCCACCGAGCCGUUCGCGACACCUGCACCUGUUGCGGGUAAGAAGCGACCUGCUCCAGAAGACUCCGCAAAGUCCUCCACAGCUGCAAAGAAGAAGGGCACAGCCAAAGUCAAGAGCUCUACCGGGCCGAACAAGCGAUCCAAGCUGAGCGCAGCCGAACCUAGUCCUUCUGCACGAUCGGCCUACCGAUCGCCUAGUGCCGCUCCAUCCUCAACCCAGCUGAAACCCAUACCUUCAAAGCUCAAGAAACAAACAUCCACCGCAAGUGUCAGAUCCUCCCCUACACCGGCUUCCUCGCGCGCCGGAUCACACGAAGUCGACUCCGGCUCAAGCUCGGUGGCUGCCACGCCAACCAGCUCCAACGACGAUGGAGAAGUAUUUUGCAUCUGUAGAAAAGGUGACAAUCAUACUUGGAUGAUCGCGUGUGACGGCGGCUGCGAUGAGUGGUUUCACGGCAAUUGCGUGAAUAUUCGAGAACGAGAUGGCGACCUCAUUGACAAAUACAUAUGUCCAACGUGUACGAAGCCGGGGUUGAUCACCACCUGGAAACGAAUGUGCAGACGAAGGGAUUGUAGAAAGCCGGCGAGAGUGACCCAGAACCCUCCCAGCAAAUAUUGUUCCGAUGCAUGUGGGCGGAUGUUCUUCGUGGAGUUGGUGCAACGAGGCGAUCCCGCCGCGCAGACCAGCAAAGACGGUCAGUAUGUCGUUGAGCCAGGCCAGCGCAAGAAACAUCGCAGAAAACAGAAGCGGGCAGAUGGUCAUCCAAAAACUUCAAAGCCACUUACGAAUGGUGCCGUCAAUGGUGACGUGGCAGACCUUGUGGAUGGUGAAAGCCGACUUGCGACACCCGCCUACAGUGAGGAAGAUAAGACCGAAUACGAAACCGACAGCAGUUUAGACGAUGACAUGCUUCCGAAUCGUGGGGCCGCCCUGAGAGCAGGUGAAGUCAAGGCCCUGCUAGAGAAGUGCGCGGAUAUCGAAAAAUGGCGAUCUCUAGGACGCAAACCAGACACUCCUCCACGUGAAGUGGACAUGCCCGACACCAAAAUCGAAGCUGGGACCGAAGCCGAAUCCAAGCCUGCAACGCCUCCGGAGUUUGACGAGCUGGAGACAGCGAAGAUGGCAAAUAUUCAGGAAGAGAAGCGUAAACUUGAAGAGCGCAACGACAUGUACAAUGCGCGCGAGCUAUUGUUGGACCUGGUCAAGGCAAGAUCGACCAGUAUCACGGAUGAGGUCCGUAAGACGCAUCCCAAGAUGAAAGACCUGUGCGGGUUCGAUCCACGCAUGGCAUGGUCCGACGAGGAAUUUGUGGUAUGGUACAACACCAAGGGUGGGAAGGAGAUCUUGGAUGUUGGAGUCAAGGCCAAGGUCGGACCGCCUGACGAGCAUGAUGGUUCUGUUGUGAAUGGUAUUGCUGAUGAAGAUGAGGUGGAAGAUGGCACCAUGCCCAAGAAGGGUGGGGUUUGCAUCAAGAACCGGUGCUCGCGACAUCGCAAUUGGGCUAAGAAUCAGCUUGCCGAGUUGAGGUUCGAGCAGGAUUUGGUGCGCCGAGGGCUGGCACGGUGCGAGGCUCAGGAGAAGCAGAUUAGGGAACGGGGUAUGGUGAGGGCGUGGGAGAAUCGAGGUCGAGGCAUUGCCACUAUCUCAACAUGAGCAUGGAUGAGGGAUGCUCAUAGGUAGUGUCAAUGAAAGUUGCGUAUGCAUAUGCACGAGGCUGGCGAGUGUGUAUUACGCACGAUACGACAUGGCUUUGAUCGAUGAUGAACAAUUUAGGCAGUAUGAGGUACUGGAUAUCUCAGACCAGA